AUGCAGAGCGUUGCAAAUUAUCCCAUGGAUAUGAGUACCGCUCAUUGGAGACCUCAGCCCAGGGAAGAGAGGCUUAGGAUACCAGGGCAACCACAACAGCGUCAAAUGAAGACAAAGUCUCAGCCUAACCUUAGAGCCAUGGCUCGUCGUCCCAUGCCUGGCACUGGUUACCAAGCAGAGAACCACAACGCAUACAGGACUCCAAGAGUGGUUGCUCCUCCUCUUCCAAACACAACUCAUCGUCGCAAGCAUGAAGCCAUGUUUAUCGAAGAGCCUCCAUUUGAACGACCUUUCUCUCCCGAGUCUGACUCGGAGGAACACAUGAUCUUGGACUACUAUCUUCAAGCAUCAUACCACUCUCCUCUCUCCAGAGUUGUCUCGGCAGAGGAGCCUUACACUCAAGAUGGAGCCAUGGCCCAAUUUGACUUUGGCCUCGAGCAACCAUCAGAACCAGCCUACACACGCUCUCAGCCUUCGGUCGAACGACCAAGAACAGCACAUGGAACCAAGAAUGCUCUUUCAUCAUCCAAGAGAUCAUCAAUCCCCAGACCAUCUCCUCCUUCGCCUCAAAGACAAACGCCAUCGUCACCUCAAAGACAAUCUCCUCCCAUGCCUCAGAGACAGUCUUACACUCUCUUCCCCAAAGAACAGCCUCAACCAUCGACUCCACGCAUCAGCAUCAUCAGCGACAACGGCAGCACCGUCUCCUCUCGCCAAAGCCUCAUCAGUCAACCUCGCCCCCGCACUUCUUCCCUAGCAUCCUCAGAGCGUUCGCGCUCAGACUCAUGCAUGUCUGUCCGCCUCCAACCCUCUGCCAUGCCCUCUUCCCCCUCUUCAUCCCCCAAGCGUCCCCAGACCUCUCCUCGCAUGCGCACUCCCAGUGCAUCUUCCGUCCAGCAAACCAGUGUUUCGGACAAACCUCCAUCACGCUGGUCAGGAGACACAGUAGACAUGACCCUCGAGUCCCCCAAAUCAGGCAGAAACGCCGUAGACAGAAGCAGAGAUUCUUCUUCGUCGACCUUGGUGGCCACCAGCCCUGCAUGGCCCACGGGGAGUUUCUUCGAGGAUGACGACGAGGACAAGUUGCCGCUGAGACGCAAGGUGGCGCAGAAGUUGAGGAGCUCGCGUUCGAGCAAUGCGUUGAGGUCGGCGAGCAAUCCUACUACCACUGGCGCCAAUGUCGAGCAAACCCACAAGAAGUCUCCUUCGUGGGCCAGGCGGUUGGUUACCUGGCAUCGUGCCUAA
Messenger RNA from Aureobasidium namibiae CBS 147.97, 1245 nucleotides. RefSeq lists its product as uncharacterized. The coding region runs from base 1 to 1245 and encodes 414 amino acids. The record is from RefSeq and is a predicted model, not a curated record. NCBI's taxonomy places the organism in Eukaryota, Fungi, Ascomycota, Dothideomycetes, Dothideales, Saccotheciaceae. The transcript has a single exon.